AUUGCGGUGAACAUUUUAUUUCAAAUUGCGUCUUCUUAUCUGUGUUUUGUGCCCCCGCGCAUGCAGGCAGAUGAACAUCAAAUGCGAGGCGCAGCAAACCAGAAGCGGAAACUGGAAGAUGUAUUACGGAAUGUAGGGUGAUUCCCGAAUGCUUUUUAGUGGUUGGAGAUUACCAAAAAUUUCACUGUCGUGUAAUGGUGUUGCUGGGUGGAGACAAACGCAGAUACAAGAACGGGAGUGGCACAAUGAAAACGGAUUUUAAUUGGCAAACUGUAGGAAAAAGAAACGGAAAUAAACCCAGGAUCUGAUGGUGGCUAAGCCGACGCAGGUGGUGCAGGUGGAGGUGAAGGUGUGAGUCACAGACUAAAAAAGGUAUUUUACAACGCAGGUGAUAUCAUGUGAGAGGUGGGACUUAUCACACUAACCUAUUAAAGGCUCCUGAUGCAAUUCGUCUUAGCACCAAGAGGUCAGAUGCGCGUAAAGAUGCUCUCUCUUCACAAAUGCAUACUGGUAGUGCCGUUAUGUGGCUUCAUUUUUUGUGAUCUUGUGAUGGGAACGAAAGCGGAAUGCCCAAAAACCGGACAAACCACGGGAGCAGGAUCGUUGUGCUGUAACGAGACAUCUUAUGAUCCUGGAAGGAACACUUGUUGUACAGAUAAAAAGAGUACAAAAUCUUACGUGACAAAAGGUCUGAGUGAAAGGAUGUCUCAGUGCUGCGGGCUACAGGCGUACAACCCACUUAAUGAAAUGUGCUGUAAACUAGCAGUGAAACCGAAGCCUUCUCUUAAUGCCGGAUGCUGUGACAAAGAGCCUUAUGAUAAAAAUACGAAACUAUGCUGUGGUGGAAAGAAGCUCCUGACCAGGCUUUCUCCUGAACAUCUGUGCUGUUUUGAAAGCCAGUUCGACCCUUCAAUUGAGAAAUGUUGUCAGAAUACGUGUCCUAGGAUUCAACUUAAAAUCAAUAAUUCUAUUGAAUGUGAGAAGAACCUCACAUGUCCUGGUACCAGCGAUGGAAAUGGCAUUAACACCGGUGGGACCAAUGAACAAGAACAGGCCCCGGAAAAUGACACCGACACCGUUGUUGAGGAAGUUUGCUGCAAGAGUGAGUCAGAAAAGGAGGUGUACAGCAAGAAGGAUGGCUUCAGCUGUUGUGGUCACCACUACUACAACUGUUCUCUGUGGUCUUGCGAAGAAGAACGUAGGCUUCGUCCAAUUGACAACCCAGCACAAUGCAAAAAAAGUAAUCUGUUCUCCUGACAUCUUUCCUUCCAAACACAAGAAGUCAAGGUUUGCUGUUUUAACAAGACUAGUUUCUGCGCUUUUACAUUAAAAUGUAUCUGAACCUUUUUUUGGCAGACUAAUUCAUUGACAGAACAUUAAAACAAAAGUAAGAAUUUUGUUUUAAAUCACCAUUUGUAACAAACCGUAUGUAAGUAUGUCUGAUCUUUAAAUUAAUUGUUUUUCUUUAUAUAGGGUUCUCUGGCUAUUCAGGACAGCAAGACUCUGAGUAGCAGUGUGCUAAAAAUAAGUGUAGCUGGCUGCUGCAGUACUUCAGCCUAUCAUGAAAACACCUGAUCCAUAUAUGUUUCCAAAAGUAAGCUCUGUAAAAAACAUCUAUUUCUUUAGUGAGGCUUUAAUUGACUGCCUAACCAUCAUUUCAGUAAACCAGUCAAUUCAUUUCAUUUUGUUUGAGUUUUCUCAGGAGGUUGCCACUAGCAAACUGGUUUUAGCUGUUCUUCCUACAGCUAAAACCAGUUUGGUUUUCCACAGCUAAAGAACCAGCCGUGCAAAAUAUCUUCAUAUCAGAAUCAGAAUCAGAAAAGCUUUAUUGCCAAGUUUUUGGACAUACAAGGAAUUUGUUUUGGCGUAGUCAAGGAUAUCACAAAGAUGACUUUUUCCAUAAAUGUUUCAUUGUCUUUAAACUGUAUUAAGAGAUUCUUCUGAGCUUUAUAGCACAGGGAGAUACUUUGUGUAUCCAAUGUUUCUGUCUCUGAUCCAUGCAAACAGCUUUAUUAGAAAUGUAGCUUUUAACAAGCUAGUAGAACGCGAUUUGCAAUGCUAGCUAUAUCUGUAGUAUUAAUAAAAUAUUUGAUUUGUCUUGUAACUCAGAGCCGGGAGUGGGAUCACACCCGAGUUGAAAUUGCUGUUGUUGCAAGUCAGAGAACAGUGAGAUUUGCUAUUUGUUUUGGUGCUAAUUACUAUCAGCAAUAAAAGCAAAAUAUACAGUAUAACUUUAUUUUAUGAGCUUAAAGAUAAAGACAUGUUUACAAGUAAAUAUUUACAGUACUAAAUGUGCCCCUGUUUAACCACCAUUAGAGAUGCUAAUAAAUUGUUAAUACUGUCAACUUUUACUUCUUUCUAUAUACAUGUAUCCAUAUCAAACACAACUCUAAGUAUCCCAAUAAGCUCUAAUCUUUCCAGUCAAAAAAGCAUAUUCAGGGCAGUUUUUCUGGGGUUUUUUUGGAAUGGGAAUUUGGAGAAAAUUUGAGCUUAACCAUAUGCAGAUAGCAAUAAAAUUAAACAGCCAAAAGAAUGUAUGGGAACAGCUAGUUAUUCCAAUGCUAAUCUGACUCGUUAUUAAUAAUAAUCAGGUUUUAUAAUUUUUGGGAUGAAUCUCAAGGCAGAGUACACCCUGGACAGGUCGCCAGUCCAUCCCAGUCCAAUACAAAUGCUAAACAAUCAUGCAUGCACUCACUCACCACUAAGCAAUUUAAAAUUAGUCAAUAGCAACAUGAGUUAACCUAAUAUGCAUAUUUUUCAGCAGGAACAUUGUUUCAUAAGCUAAACUGAUGUCAUCUAAUGGGGCUUCUUUUAAAAUAUAUAUUUUUUUAUGUAAGGGGAUUGUUUUACUUUGACUUUAUUGAGGAAUAGCCAGAAAUGAAUGUUUAGAAAACUAUUUCAGGGAUAUGAAUGUACUGUAACCCCAACUUCUUAGUUUCUCAGUUGUCAAAACAAACUCAGCUCUGAUGUCUUUAAUGUUUCAGUAUCAGCUAUGUUCAGUUUUGAGCAGUUUAUAUGAAUGUGAUUUUUGUACUGUAACGAAUGUAGUAGGUAUGGAAGACAUGGUGCUUCUGAACAUUUCUGUAUGACUGUAAGACACAUAAGAAUGAGCUGGUUCUGGUGAAACUCAUGAUGCCUAAUGUUUAUCCACAUUACUCUCAUGUUAAGGAUAGCAAUCUGUAUUUUGCAUGUUUAUUUUGACUGAUAACUUUGAAAUAAAGUUUCUAAAGCAUUUACA
Girardinichthys multiradiatus is the source of this 3238-nucleotide messenger RNA. Its product is annotated as galaxin-like. The record is from RefSeq and is a predicted model, not a curated record. NCBI's taxonomy places the organism in Eukaryota, Metazoa, Chordata, Actinopteri, Cyprinodontiformes, Goodeidae. The transcript has 11 exons. Bases 442 to 1257 code for a protein of 271 amino acids.